Messenger RNA from Cooperia oncophora, 600 nucleotides. Lineage: Eukaryota; Metazoa; Nematoda; Chromadorea; Rhabditida; Trichostrongylidae. The record is from the annotation of a GenBank genome assembly.
AUGUCUAUUGCACAAACUGGCUUAUCGACAACCAACUCCUACAUCUUCGGCACUUUGGCUAUUAUAUUGAAUACAUUCCUCAUUUUCGUGAUCAGAAAGAAGGCAACACAUAUUUACGGCUCCUACAAGCACAUGAUGACUGCCUAUGCGGCAUUCGACUUAGUUUUCAGUGCUGUAGAUGUGGUGUGCAGUCCACGCCAAGUUUAUUUAUAUUUCGAUAUUUGCAAAUAUGCAAGUCCAGUCUGUUCACAUAAGACAAAUUAUCUGCAAUAUCAUCAACGCCGGUCAUUCUAUCUAGCUACGCUACCAUUCGCUUUUUCGACGUCAAUCUGUGCAAUGAUUUGCUUUGCUGCAUGGCCUACGCAGUCCGACUUGGACGAGUUCACGGGUAUUGCCUAUGACAUAAACGUGGAAGGGAAUUACACAUUCCUUGUGGCAACGUUACAGGCACGUAUUUUGGAAGUUCUAGCAGCGUCGAGUAAAGCAGCUCCAGAGACUAUUCGUAGACACAUCCGCAACGAACUGUCCCACUUUAUUUUUCUGGAAAUGGUGCCGCUCACAUUGUUAACCCGCAGCAAGUUGGAUGAUUGCUUACGGUGA